AUGGACGCUACAUGUGUAAUUGAUUAUGGAUCACAUACAGUGAAGCAUACCUGCAUUUCAAAGGCUGAUAAGAACUCUGCCUUUGAGUUCAAUAUUAACGAGGCUCCAACUCAAGCUUUCGCGGCUAAUGAUUCGCUAGACAUUGUGCUCUUCGGUAGACAUGUUGCCGAGUUGAUCUCAGACACAUGCCCCGCUGGGUCUGCGCUCACGCUAUGUUUGCUGACGGACACAUGGUUACCGCGGAGGAAACGCGAGCUGCUUCUGAAGUGCUGCUUUGAAUGCCUUGGUGCUAAGCGCGUUUCGCUAGUGGACAGCGUCUCGACGGCUCUUUUCUCCUCGGGAGAAACGACGGGUGUUUGUGUGGAUGUGGGCUAUGGGGGUGUUCGUGCGGUCCCGGUGGUGAACGGGUUUCCGCAGUCAUUUUUAGGCGAGGAUGUGCGCUCUGUUGGAGCGAAGAAUACCGACACGGUGUUGCGCCGCCAUAUUCCGCAGGCCAGUGAGCCGGUGCUUCUCGCGCUCAAGUCAACGGUAUGUUUUGUUGGCGAUGAGCCUCCUGCAGUGUCCCGACAGAUAUCACUUCCUGAUGGGAGCACCUUUCCAAUGACGCUCAGCCCGUCUGUAUGUCGGGAAGCGGGUGAGGCACUUCUUUACAAUGCACCGACAGCCAGCGCUCCAAACGCUCUGCGGCACAUGUACCAAAAAUCGUUGUUGGAGUGCCCAUCGCUGGAUCGUUGGGUACUUGUUGGAGCAGCCUCAGGCAUGACGGGAGUGGGGCGAGUACUUGGGGAAGCAAUGACACAUGCUCUCACAGUUACGCAGAGAGAAGGACCGCAAUACAUCGCCGUGAAGGAUCCGGCUCACGCUGCUGUUUGUGGCGGGGCGAUUCUUUCCCAGUUGAGUACCUUCAAAAAGAUGUGUGUUACGGUUGAGGAGUACGUGGAGGAAGGGCCGCACUACUGCGUACGGCCCAAGAUUAUUUGA
This is a messenger RNA of Trypanosoma brucei brucei TREU927, 981 nucleotides long. RefSeq names its product actin-like protein, putative. NCBI's taxonomy places the organism in Eukaryota, Euglenozoa, Kinetoplastea, Trypanosomatida, Trypanosomatidae. The transcript has a single exon. Bases 1 to 981 code for a protein of 326 amino acids. The record is from RefSeq and is a predicted model, not a curated record.